GCCACCCCCCUCCUAGGCCUGUAGGCCUCCAGUACACGCAACCCUCGUCGUCGACCCCCGCAUCGUCCUAGGCACCGAGAUACACACGCCAAGAGCAUGUACACGCUGCUUCUACUCGUAGUACUACUCGCUUUUCUCUUGGAGCCAGCAGCAGCAUCAAGUCCGAUCAUGGACCACACACUGCCUGGCAUGCCAUUGGACCAAUUAUACUCAGAUGCAGAUCGCCUACUCAACCCCAUCUGCCAGCUCUGCGCCAUUCCCCUCUACCAGUGCAUUCAUGCCAUGCCUCAAACGCCAUAUGUCGCCCUGCGAAUGCUCGACAAUGAGCCGGAACCUUUUCACGCCCCGCUGCCAAACUUCGACCCGACGGAAGUAGACCUAGCACUUCUCCGCGAAUACGUCACGGGGGAGAAUAGGCACCCACUGAUUAGCGAGUACAUUUACGACAUGGAUGCGAAUGGGACGACAGUCCAACCUACUACGAUUAUAGAGCAUAUCAAGGACAUCUACACACCUGGCGAUCGCCUACAGUCGCCGCGGUCAGGGUCACGUAAGGCAUCGCAUAAGCGGCAGGCACCGCGACUUGGGGGAUACCCUUGCACAUUUGAGGGUUGCGAGAAGAUAUUCGACCGUAAUUGCGAGUUGAACCGUCACCAGAAGACCCACUUGGACCGUUCUGAGCGCCCUCACAAGUGCUUCACCUGCAACGAGGGCUUUCUAUACCCGAAGGACCUCCACCGCCAUGAGCGAAAACACAUACAGCAACCGUCAGAUCAAGUCACCUUCUUCUGCCAUUAUCCAGGUUGUGGCAACCUCGAGGGCUUUUCACGUCGCGACAAUCUCUUGCGACAUCAACGGAAGCAGCACGCCGCUAUAGUUGCCGCCGCUCAGGCUUGAAAUCAUCAUACUUCGUCGGCGUGGUGAGACAUUGUUCGUCACCGCUGACGGGGAGCAGUGAUUUCCAUCAGUGCUCUC
This is a messenger RNA of Cucurbitaria berberidis CBS 394.84, 975 nucleotides long. RefSeq lists its product as uncharacterized. The transcript has 3 exons. Lineage: Eukaryota; Fungi; Ascomycota; Dothideomycetes; Pleosporales; Cucurbitariaceae. Bases 97 to 897 code for a protein of 266 amino acids. Gene Ontology annotation, cellular component: nucleus. The record is from RefSeq and is a predicted model, not a curated record. Gene Ontology annotation, biological process: regulation of transcription by RNA polymerase II.